Lutzomyia longipalpis is the source of this 7838-nucleotide messenger RNA. RefSeq names its product acetyl-CoA carboxylase (gene ACC). Gene Ontology annotation, biological process: fatty acid biosynthetic process. Bases 574 to 7584 code for a protein of 2336 amino acids. Gene Ontology annotation, molecular function: acetyl-CoA carboxylase activity; metal ion binding; ATP binding. The transcript has 9 exons. NCBI's taxonomy places the organism in Eukaryota, Metazoa, Arthropoda, Insecta, Diptera, Psychodidae. The record is from RefSeq and is a predicted model, not a curated record.
AUCUCAGAGCUUCAGCAACAUCUUAACGAUCCACUCGUCCAGCUCUUUUCAGUUUCAAUUUAAUUCUCAAUCUAAACGUUUUAUUGCAAAAGUUUCUUUAACAGAUUUAAAAAAAAAACUUUUAAUUAAAAAUUUCACAAUAAAUUGGAUAUUUUGUACUUGACGACCAAUAAAAUUACGAGAUGUUUUCCUUGGCAGAGGGAAAAUUUAUCUAAUUACUCUCCGUACGUUGCUUUACCUGCUGUAUAUUUCGUGAUAGUUAUUCAAAAGAGGAAUUUCUUGACCUUCAAGGCAUUUUACUCUCGUUGUCAACUCUUUCGGUGUACUUAAUAAGUUUGAAAAUCUCUUUCCCCAAGGUUCUCCUCCUCCCCAACUCUCUGUGGUGGACCUUAUUAAAUUCCAACGUGUUGUGUAUGUGUAACGAGACAGUGUUUAAGGGACAAAGCAGUAUUGUAAGGGAAAGUUUUGUCUGCGCGUGAGAGAGAAAAUUUAGUAACUAUAUUGGUGUGUUGUUGUGCGUGAAGUUAAAACAUUUAAUUUACACCUUUUUUGGAGGUGGAAAAAUUAUGUUUUAUGGUGUUUGGGUGCAUUUGGACACUAAUUUGUAAAGGAAUUAUGCUGAAACGUCGUGCAAGUAAACGAUUUGUUCUUGCUGAAAGUGGAGAACUUAAUGCUUGGAAUACUACGACGGACAAUGCAGAAGGAAUUAUGCCAGCGGGAAUUGACAUUAAAAUCGGUGGUGGAUCCGAAUGUGAGGAUACACCACCAAAAGUCGAUCCACCUACACCACCCAUCGAUACUGGGUUACUCAAAGUUAACACCCAGAGUGCGGGAAUAAAACCCAGUAUGUCCCAUGGUACGGGCCUUGGGCAGGAUCGAUAUCAAGAGAGGGAUUUUGUCUUGGCAACUCCUGAGGAGUUUGUGAAGAGAUUCGGUGGCAAUCGUGUCAUCAAUAAGGUGCUGAUUGCCAACAAUGGCAUAGCAGCCGUUAAGUGUAUGCGUUCGAUAAGACGGUGGUCCUAUGAGAUGUUUAAGAAUGAGCGCGCCGUGAAGUUUGUCGUGAUGGUCACACCGGAAGAUCUGAAAGCCAAUGCGGAGUACAUAAAGAUGGCUGAUCUGUACGUUCCGGUUCCGGGUGGGUCGAAUAACAACAAUUACGCCAAUGUUGAGUUGAUUUUGGACAUUGCCACACGGACGCAAGUGCAGGCUGUGUGGGCGGGUUGGGGGCAUGCUUCGGAGAAUCCCAAACUCCCGGAAUUGCUGCACAAGAAGGGUCUUGUCUUUCUGGGACCACCAGAGCGUGCUAUGUGGGCCCUUGGGGAUAAGGUGGCAUCGUCAAUUGUCGCCCAAACAGCUGACAUUCCAACACUCCCGUGGUCCGGAUCGGAGCUCAAGGCGCAGUACAGUGGGAAGAAGAUUAAGAUUUCGAGUGAAUUGUUUGGGCGUGGGUGUGUCACGACACCCGAUCAGGGCUUGCAGGCAGCAGCAAAGAUUGGCUUCCCCGUGAUGAUUAAGGCAUCCGAGGGUGGUGGUGGGAAGGGAAUUCGUCGUGUUGACAGCCCCGAUGAAUUCCCCGCACUCUUCCGUCAGGUUCAGGCUGAAGUCCCGGGAUCGCCGAUCUUUGUUAUGAAACUCGCCCGUGGCGCCAGGCAUUUGGAAGUUCAACUGUUGGCAGAUCAAUAUGGGAAUGCCAUUAGUUUAUUCGGGAGAGAUUGUUCCAUUCAGCGACGUCAUCAGAAGAUCAUUGAGGAAGCUCCGGCAAUUGUGGCACAACCGGAAGUUUUUGAGAAUAUGGAGAAGGCAGCUGUGCGAUUGGCAAAGAUGGUGGGGUACGUAAGUGCGGGCACUGUUGAGUAUCUGUACGAUCCCGAGGGGAGGUACUUCUUCCUCGAACUCAAUCCACGUCUGCAAGUUGAGCAUCCAUGUACGGAAAUGGUGGCUGAUGUGAAUCUUCCGGCGUGUCAGUUGCAAAUUGGAAUGGGAAUCCCGCUCUAUCGCAUCAAGGAUAUUCGUUUGUUGUACGGGGAAUCCCCAUGGGGGACAUCUGUGAUUGACUUUGAGAAUCCAUCGAAGAAACCACGUCCAUGGGGGCAUGUUAUUGCAGCGAGAAUCACGUCAGAAAACCCGGAUGAGGGCUUCAAACCGAGCUCAGGGACGGUGCAGGAAUUGAAUUUCCGCUCGAGUAAAAAUGUUUGGGGGUACUUUAGUGUUGCCGCAUCGGGGGGUCUUCAUGAAUUUGCUGAUUCCCAAUUUGGGCAUUGCUUCUCCUGGGGGGAGAAUCGUCAGCAGGCACGAGAGAAUUUGGUUAUUGCCCUCAAAGAGCUCUCAAUUCGCGGGGAUUUCCGGACAACAGUGGAGUAUUUGAUCACCCUGUUGGAGACUAAUCGCUUCCUGGAGAAUACCAUCGAUACCGCAUGGUUGGAUGCAUUGAUUGCUGAACGUGUGCAGGCUGAGAAGCCAGAUAUCCUUCUGGGCGUUAUCUGUGGAUCCCUUCAUAUUGCCGAUCGACAGAUCACAGAGGCAUUCACGAGCUUCCAAACAGCCCUGGAGAAGGGACAAAUUCAGGCAGCAAAUACCCUGACAAAUGUUGUGGAUGUGGAACUCAUAGCUGAGAGUAUUCGGUACAAAGUACAGGCUGCUAAAAGUGGACCAAAUACAUACUUCUUAGUCAUGAAUGGUUCCUUCAAGGAAGUUGAGAUUCACCGGCUGUCAGAUGGUGGGAUGUUGCUCUCCCUCGAGGGUGCCAGCUACACGACGUACAUGAAGGAGGAAGUUGAUCGUUACCGCAUUGUUAUUGGCAAUCAAACGUGUGUGUUUGACAAGGAGAAUGAUCCAUCUUUGCUGAGGAGUCCUUCAGCGGGGAAGUUGAUUAAUCUACUCAUUGAGGAUGGUGCCCAUGUCAGCAAGGGGCAGCCCUAUGCGGAAAUUGAAGUAAUGAAGAUGGUAAUGACGCUGACAUCCCAAGAAGCAGGCACAGUGUCCUUUGUUCGACGUCCUGGAGCUGUUCUCGAUGCGGGAUCCCUCAUUGGGCACCUGGAGCUCGAUGAUCCGUCUCUCGUGACCAAGGCACAGCCAUUCCGGAGCCCCUUCCCGCAUGUGGAGAAUGCCAACAUUCCCGAGAAGUUGAAUCGCGUUCACAGCAGCUACAAGUCCAUCCUGGAGAACUGCCUGGCAGGCUACUGUCUCCCCGACCCCUACAAUGCACCACGUCUCAGGGAAAUUAUUGAGAAAUUCAUGCAGAGCUUGAGGGAUCCUUCACUCCCAUUGUUGGAACUUCAGGAGGUCAUUGCCACAAUUUCCGGAAGGAUUCCCAUUGUGGUGGAGAAGAAGAUCCGGAAGCUGAUGACGCUGUAUGAGAGGAAUAUCACGAGUGUUCUGGCACAAUUCCCAUCGCAGCAGAUUGCAAGUGUCAUCGAUACGCAUGCUGCUACGCUGCAGAAACGUGCCGAUCGGGAUGUUUUCUUCCUCACAACGCAGGGGAUUGUGCAGCUGGUGCAGCGGUACAGGAAUGGCAUCCGGGGACGCAUGAAGGCAGCUGUACACGAACUCCUCCGGCAAUACUAUGCUGUUGAGUCACAAUUCCAGCAUGGGCACUACGAUAAGUGCGUGGCAGGAGUGCGGGAGAGGCACAAGGAUGACAUGACGCAGGUGGUUAGCACAAUUUUCUCCCAUAGUCAGGUGGCGAAGAAGAAUCUCCUGGUGACACUACUUGUGGAUCAUCUGUGGGCCAAUGAGCCCGGUUUGACGGAUGAACUCGCAGCCACACUGAGUGAAUUGACAUCCCUCAAUAGGGCUGAACAUUCCAGGGUUGCCCUGAGAGCAAGACAAGUUCUCAUUGCAGCCCAUCAGCCAGCCUAUGAGUUGCGGCACAAUCAGAUGGAGUCAAUCUUCCUCUCAGCCGUCGAUAUGUACGGCCAUGAUUUCCAUCCGGAGAAUCUCCAGCGCCUCAUUCUGUCCGAGACGUCAAUCUUCGAUAUUCUCCAUGAUUUCUUCUAUCACUCCAAUCGGGCAGUGUGCAAUGCUGCCCUUGAAGUCUACGUACGACGUGCCUACACCUCCUAUGAGUUAACUUGCCUGCAGCAUUUGGAAUUGUCCGGGGAGGUGCCUCUUGUGCAUUUCCAAUUCCUUCUGCCCACAUCGCAUCCCAAUAGGGUGCCACAUGAGAAUGGGGAGCUGGAAGUUCCCAUCCGGACGGGAUGUAUGGCGGCUUUUGAUUCAUUCGAACACUUCCAGGAGUAUUCAGAUGAAAUUCUCGAUCUUCUGGAGGAUUUCGCCUCGCCGGCUUUUGUCAGUACGAAAGUCUUGGAUGCAGUCGAGGCGGCUGACUCCGUGUCCGACGGACGCCAUAGUACCUCCAUUAAUGUCUCCAUCUCGGAUCCCGUAACACGCAUUGGUGGUGAUAUGGAUGCCAAUCAAUCCAUGGAGCCAAUUCACAUACUUAGCGUCGCCGUGAAGGGACUCGGUGAGAUGGAUGAUUUGCAGAUGUCGGAUAUGUUUGGGGGCUUUAUGACGCUGCACAGGGAGGAGUUGCUGGCUCGACGUGUGCGCCGAAUCACCUUUGCGGCGCUGAAGAAGCGCCAAUUCCCCAAAUUCUUCACCUAUCGCGCGCGGGACUUCUUCAAGGAGGAUCGCAUCUAUCGGCAUCUGGAGCCAGCGUGUGCCUUUCAGCUGGAACUCAAUCGGAUGCGCACGUAUGACCUGGAAGCUCUACCCACUGCCAAUCAGAAGAUGCACCUGUACCUUGGGCGUGCCAAAGUGGCCAAGGGGCAGGAGGUGACGGACUAUCGUUUCUUCAUUCGCUCCAUCAUUCGGCAUUCGGAUUUGAUCACCAAAGAGGCGUCAUUUGAGUAUUUGCAAAAUGAAGGGGAACGCGUCCUGCUGGAAGCUAUGGAUGAACUCGAAGUGGCCUUUUCGCAUCCACAGGCAAAGCGAACGGAUUGCAAUCAUAUCUUCCUCAAUUUUGUGCCCACCGUCAUUAUGGACCCAUCGAAGAUUGAGGAAUCCGUCACGAAGAUGGUGAUGCGCUACGGACCGAGACUCUGGAAGCUUCGUGUACUGCAAGCUGAACUCAAAAUGGUCAUUCGGCAAACUCCCCAAUCCCCCAAUACGGCUCUACGCUUGUGCAUAGCCAAUGACUCAGGGUACUUUCUCGAUUUAAGUCUCUACUACGAGGUUACGGAUCCGGAAACAGGAGUGAUAAAGUUCCAGAGCUAUGGUCCAAAGCAGGGUCCACUGCAUGGUUUAGCCAUCUCCACGCCCUACAUGACCAAAGAUUUCCUCCAGCAGAAACGCUUCCAGGCACAAUCGAAUGGAACAACGUACGUGUAUGAUAUUCCCGAUAUGUUUAGACAGAUGGCUGAACGUCUGUGGAAGGAAUACUUGAAGGCUCGGCCAACGCUGGAUUUGCACAUUCCUGAGAAAGUUUUACUAGAAUGCGUUGAGCUUGUCCUCAAUGGGGAUAUCCUGGAGGAGGUACAGAGACUUCCCGGGGAGAAUGAUUGCGGUAUGGUUGCGUGGAGGAUUGUGAUUUGCACACCUGAAUACCCAAAAGGCAGAGAAAUGAUCCUGAUUGCCAACGAUUUAACUUUCUUUGUUGGUUCUUUUGGUGUUAAGGAAGAUUUGCUCUUCAACGAAGCUUCCGUCUUGGCGCGCAAAAGGAAGAUUCCAAGGGUCUACAUAUCAUGCAACAGUGGAGCCCGUAUUGGUUUAGCGGAGGAAGUGAAGGCUCUGUUUAAGAUUGCCUGGGAGGACCCAGAUGAACCGGAUAAGGGUUUCAAAUAUCUCUACCUCACAACGGAAGACUACAGCAAACUUGCCAGCCUCAAUUCAGUCCGUGCCAUCCUCAUUGAGGACGAAGGGGAGCCACGGUACAAGAUAACGGAUAUAAUUGGGAAGGAGGAUGCAAUUGGUGUGGAGAAUCUUCGAUACGCCGGAAUGAUUGCCGGUGAGACGUCAAGGGCAUACGAGGAGAUUGUCACGAUCUCCAUGGUGUCGUGCAGGGCAAUUGGUAUUGGGUCGUACCUCCUGCGUCUUGGGCAGAGAGUUAUUCAAAUUGAUAAUUCGCAUAUUAUUCUCACGGGCUAUGCUGCCCUCAAUAAGCUUCUGGGUAGGAUGGUUUAUGCGUCGAAUAAUCAAUUGGGUGGUGUUCAGAUUAUGUACAACAACGGGGUGUCCCAUAAAACGGAAGCCGUUGACCUCGAUGGGGUCUACCGCGUGCUCCACUGGUUAUCCUACAUUCCUGCCUACAAGGGCUGUGAGAUUCCCAUGACAAUUCCAUGUGAUCCCGUUGAUCGGGACGUUGAAUUCUUCCCCACGAAGGUCCCCUACGAUCCACGAUGGCUCCUUGCGGGGCGACACAAUCCCAGUAAUCCCGGAGAAUGGGAAACGGGCUUCUUCGAUCGGGAUUCGUGGUCUGAGAUAAUGGAGCCAUGGGCUCAGACUGUUGUCACGGGACGUGCGCGUCUUGGAGGUGUUCCCGUGGGAGUUAUUGCCGUGGAAACGCGAACAGUUGAGGUGACAAUGCCCGCUGAUCCGGCAAAUAUGGAUUCCGAAGCAAAAACCCUCCAACAAGCUGGGCAGGUGUGGUACCCGGAUUCAUCGUACAAAACAGCACAAGCAAUUAAAGAUUUUGGCCGAGAGGAGUUGCCAUUGAUUAUCUUUGCCAACUGGCGUGGAUUCUCCGGAGGGAUGAAGGACAUGUACGAGCAGAUUGUAAAGUUCGGCGCCUAUAUUGUGGAUGGAUUGCGGGAAUAUACUCAACCAGUGCUAGUUUACUUGCCCCCCAAUUCAGAGCUACGUGGUGGCGCCUGGGCUGUCCUGGAUCCCACCAUUAAUCCCCGCUACAUUGAAUGCUACGCCGAUCCGGAAUCACGUGCCGGAGUGUUGGAGCCUGAGGGGAUUGUUGAAGUGAAAUUCAGAGAUAAGGACAUUCUCAAGACAAUCCAGAGGGUUGAUCCUGUUGUCCUAGAUCUUCGAAGAGAAAUUGCGAAUGUGGGUGAAAAUAAGGAUAAAAUUCAGGAGCUUGAGGGGAAGAUUAAGGAGAGAACGAGCUCCCUGAUGCACGUCUAUCACACCGUUGCCGUUCACUUUGCCGACUUGCACGAUACGCCCGAGAGGAUGCUGGAGAAGGGAUGCAUCAGUGAGGUUGUUCCAUGGCGUGGAUCGAGGAAGUGGCUCUACUGGCGUCUCCGGAGAUUACUGCUGGAGGAUCAAUUUGUCAAGAAAAUCCUCGCAGCGCAGGAAAGCUUAUCAGUGGGGCAAGCUCAAUCAAUGCUACGGCGGUGGUUUGUUGAGGAUCGCGGCGCCACAGAGGCCUACCUCUGGGAUAACAAUGAGGACGUCGUGCAGUGGUUGGAGCUGCAGAAAUCCGAUGAAUCCACCGUGUCGAAGAACAUUAAAUCCGUCAAGAAGGAUGCGAUCAUCUCACAGAUUCAGAAAGCUUUAGAAGAAUGUCCGGAAGUUGCUUUGGAUGCCGUCGUGGGGCUAUGUCAAGCCCUUUCACCCGCUAAUCGUGUAGAAGUUGUACGAACGCUGACCCAGUUGGAAUUUGCCGAGAAGGAUUCUUCAGCACCGAAUUUGGGAUGAUGAUUCACGACGCCAAAAUGAGAACACAAAAUGCAUUUAGCUUUCCUUCCCUAAAUUAUUCUCUCUCUCUCUCAUUGCUGCUCGCAUGCUUUUGGGGGGUGUUUUAUUCAUUUUCCACACAGCCUGGGGAAAGAGGAGGAGGAGUUCUGCAAUACAACAUAAGAAAAAACAUAACAAAAUCAUGCUGUAAUUGUAAUUUUCAUUGUAAAAUCCUAAAAUUUAGAUGACAAAAAAAUAGUUUCACAGGAAAAUUA